This is a messenger RNA of Sinocyclocheilus anshuiensis, 1478 nucleotides long. RefSeq names its product paired box protein Pax-6-like. NCBI's taxonomy places the organism in Eukaryota, Metazoa, Chordata, Actinopteri, Cypriniformes, Cyprinidae. Bases 209 to 490 code for a protein of 93 amino acids. The transcript has 4 exons. The record is from RefSeq and is a predicted model, not a curated record.
AUAAAUAUGAUAGAUCAUUUCAUAUACAUUGGACCUUGAUUGGCAGGUGUGGUUUUCCAAUCGAAGAGCCAAAUGGAGGCGCGAGGAUAAGCUUCGAAACCAGAGGCGGUCUGGAGGCGGGACUUCCUGUGCUCAAACACACGCUUCACUGAGCACAUCCUUUAACUCAGCUGUCUAUCAUCAUCCGCAUGGCAACAGUGCAGCAUCCAUGUUCAGUCAGAGUGACACGGCUCUCCCCAGUUACAACACUCUGUCAGUCUACUCUGGGGUUCAGUCGGCUCCUUCUCCAUCUGCCUCCUCAUACUCGUGCAUGCUGCCUCCAUCCCCGUCUGCCCCUCACUCUUUUGAGACGUCAUACUCUUCUCCCCAUCUACCACCUCCUCCUUCAGCUAACACCAGCACAGGUUUGAUUUCUCCAGGCAUUUCUGUACCUGUCCAGGUACCAGGAAAUGAUCAAAAUAUGGGGCAGUAUUGGGCCAGACUGCAGUGAAAAGAAAAGGCGAGGUAGAAUUUGCAUUAGAAUACUAAAUAUGUAUGUUUACAAAAGGUCAAAAACAAAAUGUUCUAAAUGCUGAGGGAAAUAAUCCUCUGAUGGUUAAACCUAAAGAACAAAAUUCCUUAAUUUGACAUGCACAUUUAUUUUAGCCAUAUUUUUAGAUCUGAUGACAGUGUGCUGCAUUUGCUUCCAUUCAAUUUCAGACAAACAGGAAUGUAUAUGAUUUACAUGAUGAAGCAUUGUGCAAUGACAUUCGUGCUGUUUGUUAGCAAAUGUCUCUUGCUGUAAGUUCCUGGUAGCAACUUUGCAGAAUUGCGGAUCAUAUUAUGAUGUUUUAAUAACAUAACUGUGGUUUCAACUUCUUUAAUGAUAAUUCCUCAUUUCUCCACUGCAAUUUUCCCUUUAAAGUCAUUUAUUUGUUGUUAUCAUUUUCAUAAUCAGAUCUGUGAUAUAUCACUUUUUAUGAAAUGUUUUUGACCUUAUCCUUUCACAAACCUCAGUAACCUUGUGACAAUCAAGGCAAAUGCCAAGUUCAAUCAGAGAAGGGACUGAAAGCCAGUUAUAUUUGCACUUAAUCAAUGACCAGUGAACAGCUGUUUGAUUUAAAAAGCAGAAAGUGACUAUCACAUCAGUGAAUACUAUAUGCAAAAAUCUCCAGCAUAUCUCAUCUGGCAAGCCAAAGUAUUUAUAUUGAACAUAGUGUCAUACAGUAUAUAUUUAUGACUCUGAGAAAAUGUUUGAAUAUUAGGAAACUAUCUCUGUGCUUAAACUACAGUUUAUGGAUUUUUUAUGCUCUUUCUCUCUUUGUGUGUGUGUGUGGAGGAGAGAGAGAAAUAAGGAUUUACAAUGAAAUUGCUUCUUUUUCAUUCUUUUAAAAUUAACAACACACUUUUUGAUUCAAAUGUUAUCAGCACAACAUGAAAAGCUGAACUGAAAAAUUAACUAAUUUCAGACUGUUCAGAAUCUCGCUUUUUAUUUAAUG